AUGGCAUCUAACGAAUGCGUUAGUAUCCUGCCGGCACGGCAGGAACUAAUAAAAGUUUAUAAUACCACAAUUCAGGUUAUCGUAGAAGAGCUCAUGCUCAAAAAAUAUUCUUCGUAUCCUCGGAAGAUAAAACGACAAUUUGUAACGCAGAAGAAAUUAGCCAACAUUACAAUUGACAAGGCAGUGAAGGCAAUGGCUUCAAAAAGCACAUUUCUGCUACUUGUGCUGGUUGGAGUUAGCGCAAUUAAUUUGGUUGGUGGCGUUAGCAGCAACGUUGCUGAGUUAGAGCGUCAGCGGUGGCGAGAGAAGCUUCCAGAAGUCGCUAUGCCCGAAACCCUGGUGGCUCGUCUCUCCCCUCUUUCUCUAACACAGCUGCAGUAUUUCGCGGCGGGGCUAAAGAAGAUGGACGCUACUUCUUUCGAUGCCCACCAAUUCUGCCGCUCAGCCGGUUUGAUAUGCCGUGAAGACGUGAUUUUUCGCCUUGAAAGCGGCUCACUUUUUCUGCGCCACCCUGAUGAGGUCGAGGAGAACGUGUUCGUCGACAAGGACGAACUGCGGGAGUCGGGGCAAAUGAUUUUGCCGGAUCUAAGCCCUUCCAAAUAUUCCAUUUCAUUUUUGCCCACCGAGUUGGCAGAGAUGAUGCCGCCAUUCUCUUCUGCAAAUGUUUCUCAACUUGUGAAUUUGUUGAACAUCCCGAGCGAGUCGAAUAUGUCCCGCAGCAUGUUGGAGACAUUGAAGAUAUGCGAGGGAAGUGGGGUAGAGGGAGAAGUGAAGAGGUGCAGUUCGUCUGUUGAGGACAUGGUGGAAUUCGUUGUGUCUGUUUUGGGAUCGGACAUCGACCUGUUUACUGAUCCAUCUGUUCUAGGAUCCGGUCAGCGGGUCACCAUUACCAAAGCGAGUAAGAGGGAGGAUAUCGUGGGAGGUAAACCGCCCGUAGCGUGUCAUAACUUUAUGUUUCCUUACGGGGUGAGUUAUUGUCAUUCUAUCAAGGGAAGUGAGGUAUUUGAUCUCCAGUUGGAGGUUGUGCAGAAUGGCGAAAAGGUUAGGAGGAACGCUACAGCAGUAUGCCAUUAUUUGUCUGAUGGAGCGGGAGGAAAUCAGGCUGCUUGUCAUCUCGUUUACGGGGAGAUGUUACUCUGGACGCCUAAGCCUACGCAUGAUUAG
Messenger RNA from Cryptomeria japonica (Japanese cedar), 1164 nucleotides. Its product is annotated as BURP domain-containing protein 16. The transcript has 3 exons. The coding region runs from base 1 to 1164 and encodes 387 amino acids. The record is from RefSeq and is a predicted model, not a curated record. Lineage: Eukaryota; Viridiplantae; Streptophyta; Pinopsida; Cupressales; Cupressaceae.